AUGGACGUGGACGUGGACGUGGACGUGGACAUGGACGUGGACGUGGACGUGGACGUGGACGUGGACGUGGACGUGGACGUGGACGUGGACGUGGACAUGGACGUGACGUGGACGUGGACGUGGACGUGGACUGGACGUGGACGUGGACGUGGACAUGGACGUGGACGUGGACGUGGACGUGGACGUGGACGUGGACAUGACGUGGACGUGGACGUGGACGUGGACAUGGACGUGGACGUGGACGUGGACGUGGACGUGGACGUGGACGUGGACGUGGACGUGGACGUGGACGUGGACAUGGACAUGGACGUGGACGUGGACGUGGACGUGGACGUGGACGUGGACAUGGACGUGGACGUGGACGUGGACGUGGACGUGGACGUGGACGUGGACGUGGACGUGGACGUGGACGUGGACAUGGACGUGGACGUGGACGUGGACAUGGACGUGGACGUGGACGUGGACGUGGACGUGUACUGGACGUGGACGUGGACGUGGACAUGGACGGACGUGGACGUGGACGUGGACAUGGACGUGACGUGGACGUGGACGUGGACGUGGACGUGGACGUGGACGUUGACGUGGACGUGGACGUGGACGUGGACGUGGACGUGGACGUGGACGUGGACGUGGACGUGGACGUGGACAUGGACGUGGACGUGGACGUGGACGUGGACAUGGACAUGGACGUGGACAUGGACGUGGACGUGGACGUGGACGUGGACGUGGACGUGGACGUGGACGUGGACGUGGACGUGGACUGGACGUGGACGUGGACGUGGACGUGGACGUGGACGUGGACGUGGACGUGGACAUGGACGUGGAGGACGUGGACGUGGACGUGGACGUGGACGUGGACGUGGAGGACGUGGACGUGGAUGGACGUGGACGUGGACCGUGGACGUGGACAUGGACGUGGUUGGACGUGGACGUGGACGUGGACGUGGACAUGACGUGGACGUGGACGUGGACGUGGACAUGGACGUGGACUGGACGUGGACAUGGACGUGGACGUGGACGUGGACGUGGACGUGGACAUGGACGUGGACGUGGACGUGGACGUGGACAUGGACGGACGUGGACGUGGACGUGGACGUGGACGUGGACGUGGACGUGGACUUGGACGUGGACGUGACGUGGACGUGGACGUGGACUGGACGUGGACGUGGACGUGGACGUGGACGUGGACUGGACGUGGACGUGGACGUGGACAUGGACGUGGACGUGGACGUGGACGUGGAAUGGACGUGGACGUGGACGUGGACGUGGACGUGGACGUGGACGUGGACAUGGACGUGGACGUGGACGUGGACGUGA
This is a messenger RNA of Closterium sp. NIES-65, 1317 nucleotides long. Lineage: Eukaryota; Viridiplantae; Streptophyta; Zygnematophyceae; Desmidiales; Closteriaceae. The record is from the annotation of a GenBank genome assembly.